This is a messenger RNA of Caenorhabditis briggsae, 327 nucleotides long. Bases 1 to 327 code for a protein of 108 amino acids. The record is from RefSeq and is a predicted model, not a curated record. Lineage: Eukaryota; Metazoa; Nematoda; Chromadorea; Rhabditida; Rhabditidae. The transcript has a single exon.
AUGGUGAAAAAACGGCCAAAACCGCGAAAAAUCGAUAAAAAGGAAAGAAAUAAGUCAAAAAUUUUGCGAAAAUAUUUAUUGUUGGGUUACGGUAGCACUCGUUUGCCGGCUGUGUUUUCGAAAAUUCUCCUUGAAAUACGGUGGCCUAACUUGUGUGAAAAUUCGGCCCCCACNNCAAANUUUNNGCCCCACGAAGAAAAAUAUCGCAAAUUCACACUCAAAAUAAAUUCAAAAUCAGCAAAGUCCCAAGAAAGUGUUUUUUUUUCGUUUGUUGCAUGCGGACUUUUUCGAGCUAUUUUUUUAGCGUUUUUAAAUUUUGUAGGGUAA